Molecule: messenger RNA, 1495 nt
Organism: Stegastes partitus (bicolor damselfish)
Lineage: Eukaryota; Metazoa; Chordata; Actinopteri; Pomacentridae
Gene: mettl4
Product: methyltransferase 4, N6-adenosine
Exons: 8
Coding region: 85-1380 (431 amino acids)
Biological process (GO): methylation
Cellular component (GO): nucleus; cytosol
Molecular function (GO): site-specific DNA-methyltransferase (adenine-specific) activity; RNA methyltransferase activity; nucleic acid binding
Source: RefSeq, a predicted model, not a curated record
UUUGGAUUGGGACGCCGCCUGCUGCACGGAAACAGAAACCAGACACAUUUCUUUAAAAAAAAAAACCAUCACAAGCUGAUCACAAUGUCCGUGCUGCUCCAGAGCGACCAGGGCUGGUUUGUGGAUCCACGGUCACUCAUUGAUCGGGGAUAUUCGCCAUGCAUCCGGUGGAGAGACACUCAAAAGUCUCAUGUCGAGUGUCGUUUCAACAAGCAGUGUUUUCAGAUUUUAAAAAGCCAUUAUAGUGUGCCUGCCGGUGCUGCUGUGGAUGGAGGAAACGCGGAUAUGUUGCAGAAAACAGGCAAACCACCAAAGAAAAGGAAACGAAAACACAGCGAACUCAACCAAGGGGAGCUGGAUUCACAGGCCUUCCAUGAGAAGGUCAGGUCUGUUAUUCUGGAGGGAACCAAGUCCUUGGUGGAUUCUGUUCGAUCUCUGGGACAUCUGAACGGAGGGACGGACACAGCAAAAGAGCCUCUUCCCUCCCAGGAGUGCAGCCUUGCUGCUCUUUGUGAAAUGGCUAAAGAGCUUCCUCUAGUGGACGAGGAGGAGCAGGAGUGCUGCUCUCAGUCACUUGUUGCUGAGGAUGGCUGCACAUCACAUGUCGACUUGUUCUCUCGGCUGACGGAGAACAGGACGGACUGGGCUGCAGUGGUCACUCUGAUGGGAGAGGAGUAUGUGAUACCACCUCACUCAGCUUUCCUGCUUUCUGACUUCACUAGAAUACAACCACUAGUCCACUAUGGAAGGAGGUUUGACCUCAUAGUCAUGGAUCCACCCUGGGAAAACAAGUCUGUGAAAAGGAGUCGCAGAUACAGUUCUUUGCCCUCAUCCCAGCUCAAACAGCUCCCUGUGCCCCUGCUGGCGUCUCCGAACUGUUUAGUGGUUACCUGGGUGACGAACCGGCCCAGCCACCUGCGUUUUGUCCGGGAUGAGCUGUAUCCACACUGGGGGGUGGAAGUUGUGGCUGAAUGGUUCUGGGUCAAGGUCACCACAUCGGGGCAGUUUGUGUUUCCACUAGACUCACCGCACAAGAAGCCUUAUGAAAUGCUGGUGUUAGGCCGAUACCGCGCUCCUGUGGAUACAAGCCCUUCGGAGGCGUCAGAGGUUCCUGUGGAGGAUCAGCGGCUGAUUGUCAGCGUCCCGUCAGCUCUGCACUCCCAGAAGCCCUCGCUAUCAGAUGUGUUGAAGCCGUACGUUGGAGCUGAAGCCAAGUGCUUGGAGCUGUUUGCCCGAAGCCUUCAACCCGGAUGGACCAGCUGGGGCAACGAAGUGCUCAAAUUUCAGCACACGAGCUAUUUCACGUUGACACCUGCAGACGAUGGAGCGGACGUUUCCAAAGACGAGGCCGCAGACACACAAGUGUUCAGCCCAGCUUAGAAAAUCUAAAAAAUCCUCGUCCCUCCACUGUGAACCAAUCACUGACCUUCAACACCUGUCACAUCAGUAUUUUACUUUGUUUUUAAUAAAGAUUCAACGCCAAAGUGUUUCUCUA